This is a messenger RNA of Columba livia (rock pigeon), 1129 nucleotides long. It is a transcript of the gene CFAP300, whose product is annotated as cilia and flagella associated protein 300. Lineage: Eukaryota; Metazoa; Chordata; Aves; Columbiformes; Columbidae. Bases 51 to 854 code for a protein of 267 amino acids. The record is from RefSeq and is a predicted model, not a curated record. The transcript is spliced from 7 exons.
CUUGCGGCCCGGCCCGCGCGGCCCCGUUUCCACGGCAACCGGCAGGGAAGAUGUCCGCCGGGGACCGGCGCUGCGGCCAGGCCUUCGCUUUCCGCGCCUUGCCCCAGAAAACCUUUUCCUUUCUGGAGGACAGGGAGAUCGGGGACCGACUCCUCAAAUGGUCCAUGCAAGGCAGGAUCACAGCACAAGCGUUCGGUUUUGACCAGCCGUUUAAGCCCUAUCAAAAGGAUGAAUUUGUUAUGGCAUUUUUUAAUGAUCAAAAUGUGAACUCCAGUUUAAGGUUGCUCUCAGCUUCAGGACAAUGGACUACAUUGGGUUCCAAAGUGAUAGAUAUUGAAGCUACAGUGGUUCCCUGUACACAGACUUCCAUGUCAUUUUUCGAUCGCCUAUACUCUGAAGGAGUUGUUAGAGAAACUGGAGACAUUGUGAAAUGUUAUGAUGACUGUUACGAUGAUAUUCUCAUCUCUGAUGAAUUAAGGAAGGUCUUGCUUCUGGAAGAUUCAGACCAUUAUGACUUAUUCAGUCAACUGGAUCGCCAGGAAUUUCUGUUCUGUCUUUUUAAGCAUCUUUGCAUUGGAGGGACUCUUUGCCAGUUUGAGGAUGUAGUUGACCCGUACUUAGAAACUACAAAAGCUUUAUAUAAAGACUUGGUGAGUGUUCGAAAGGAUCCUGAAACAAAAGAAGUACAUAUUAUUUCUACAGUCUUCAGGGUGUCUGCAUAUGAUGAUCAUGGCCUGUGCUACCCAUCGAGCAAAAGCCACCAACAGACUUUCGCUUACUUGAUUGUGGAUCCCUGCAAGCGACACGUGCACACUCUCUAUCACUGCUUUGGUGGAGGCUUAUUUAGUAACUAGUUACCAGCCUGGCUCUUCUCCAGUUCUAUAAUGGAGGCGCCCUGCUCUGUGCACGGAUUCGGGCUGAAGUUUCCCGGCUCGCUCAGGAAGGACGUGCUGCUCCAUCACACCCUCGGAAUGGCCACACGGUCACGUAGAUGUUGCGACGGGGGUAGCAAUAAAAGUUUUGUGUAACUUUUCUGUAUUGAAAAAGCAUACUGAUUGAAGCUGUUUUCCUGGCAGUUUUGUCCUCUCUUCCCUCACCCGUUUUAUCUAAUAAAAGGUUGUUUCUCUGA